GUCGGAGCGCGGGCGGUGCCGGCCCGCCCCGGGGCUCCGCUGUGGAGCGCUGUCCCGGCGGCGCUGAGCCGCGCUCGGCUCCAUGGAGGCGGCCAACGGGGCUGUGCCCGACGGCACGGCGGGGGGAAAGGGCGGCAGCGGGACCGCGCCGUCGGGGAAGAAGGAGGUGAAGAUGGUGAUCGUGGGGGACGGCGGCUGUGGGAAGACGUCGCUGCUGAUGGUGUACGCCAAGGGAGCCUUCCCUGAGCAAUAUGCGCCGUCUGUGUUUGAGAAAUACGCCACCAGUAUCACCAUUGGCAAAAAGGAGGUCAUCCUGAACUUGUACGACACUGCAGGGCAGGAGGACUAUGAUCGGCUGCGACCACUCUCUUACCAGAACACAAACGUAGUGUUGAUUUGUUACGAUGUCAUGAACCCCACCAGUUAUGAUAAUGUAGCAGAUAAGUGGUAUCCUGAAGUGAAUCACUUCUGCCAGGGCGUCCCACUGGUACUGAUCGGCUGCAAAACAGACCUUCGGAAAGACAAAGAGCAGUUGCGAAAGCUCAGGGCUUCGAAGCAGGAACCCAUUACUUACAACCAGGGUGAAGCAGCCUGCCAGCAGAUAAAUGCAGAAAUUUAUCUGGAGUGCUCAGCAAAAUGCCGUGAAAACAUAGAAAACGUUUUUAAAGAAGCAACAACUAUUGCACUGAGUGCCAUGAAAAAAGCCAAGCGCCAAAAGAAACAGAGAGUGUGCUCAGUGUUAUGAUCUGGACUGCAAGAGCGCAUUGACAGCUAUGAACCAAGUUACUCUGAUUUUAGCAAGUGUGAAAACACUUUUUUUUUCCCCCUCAAGACACAUUUUGUAUUCCUGCAAUGAUUUCUAUUUUAAAAUUUUAAUACUUCUCAGGUGUUCGGGUUUUUAUAACUUCUUAUUUUUCUUUAGAUUUAAAACCUUUUGCCACAUUGCUCUCACAGAGUUCUCAAGUCUCUUUAUCAAGGCUGCCUGAUGCUACACGUUCACCUGGCUUUUGUUCCUACCAGCAAGAUACCAACAGUCUGGUCUUGGAUUGACUAUUGAAUCUGAAGUGAACAGUGACUGCUACUGCAUGACUUCGUUUUGUUUGUUGGUUCUGUUUUCUUCCUUUGCAAAAUUGUAGCUUAUUGUAGCUACAGUUCAGUCUCUUCCAGGCAAAAAAACUCACAUCUUUCAGAAGUUUUGGUGGAACAGCCUACCUGCCAGGCACCUUAGAAUAGGCCGGAAUUAAGUUCUUUAUUGACAUUCCCCAGUUCAUUUACUUGGUGGCAGUAGUGUGAGUUAGCAUCAAGCUGCUGCCAUAGAGUACAGCCAAAGCAUCUGCUCACUCCCUCUUGACUCCUGGGCCAACUUUGCAGAGCUGACCCCUUUAGAGGUCUCCUUGCAAAGCCCAAUACUGUAGCAUUGGUAUUCAUCACUGAGAUAUGUGCAUCGGUUGCUCCGAUAUUUAAUAUUUAAUGUACAGCAUGGAAAAUUACAAGUACUCCAGUCAGCUACUCUGUGCAAUGUGAAGUCCAUUUUGCAAUAAACACACACACAUAUAUAUAUGUAGCUUAUUUAAUAUAUGACAUGCAAAUGUUUGUGUGUGCUAGGGGGGAGGCAAAAUACUUUGCUUGGUAACUCAUGUUCAUCAACUGGUGAAAUCAUCUCUGCUGCUCUAAAUUAAAUUUCCCCUUUUGUGCUGAAA
Molecule: messenger RNA, 1700 nt
Organism: Coturnix japonica (Japanese quail)
Lineage: Eukaryota; Metazoa; Chordata; Aves; Galliformes; Phasianidae
Gene: RHOF
Product: ras homolog family member F, filopodia associated
Biological process (GO): small GTPase-mediated signal transduction
Molecular function (GO): GTP binding; GTPase activity
Source: RefSeq, a predicted model, not a curated record